Molecule: messenger RNA, 696 nt
Organism: Psilocybe cubensis
Lineage: Eukaryota; Fungi; Basidiomycota; Agaricomycetes; Agaricales; Agrocybaceae
Exons: 5
Coding region: 1-696 (231 amino acids)
Biological process (GO): post-chaperonin tubulin folding pathway; tubulin complex assembly; cytoplasmic microtubule organization
Cellular component (GO): cytoplasm; nucleus; microtubule plus-end
Molecular function (GO): alpha-tubulin binding; microtubule plus-end binding
Source: RefSeq, a predicted model, not a curated record
AUGGUCGUCAAUGUCUUUGUGAUCUCUGCUGAUACUCACUCGGAGAGACGUAUUGAUCCUCAUAUCAGUGUUGAGCAGUUGAAGGGCAAGCUCGAGCUGAUCACUGGAGUCCCAGUAGCAAACCAAGCUAUCUCGAUACUUGCGUCAGAAUCUGACCCAAGGGUUCUCGCGGAGCUAAAUGACGACUCAAAACCGUUGGGUUUCUAUGGGCUGGCAGACUGGCAGGUCAUCAAAGUUGUGGAUACCAAUCCCGCCUCCAGUCUAACGGGACAAUUGACCGAUGUGACCCAAGUCGACAAGUUUGAACUUUCGGACGCAGAAUAUGCUCAAAGACAAGACACUGUUCUGGCGUAUAAACAACGUAACAAGAUUGGUCGUUUUGCACCUCAGAAUUCCACGCCCGAGCCCGAACGACCAAGUGUUAACGUCCCCAUCGGUUCUCGCUGCGAGGUUGAGUCGGCAGAGGCAGGUCUCAGCAAACGAGGAACUGUGCGGUUCUGCGGGCCAACCAAAUUCAGUCAAGGAACAUGGGUGGGGGUCGAGUACGAUGAACCCUUUGGAAAGAACGAUGGAUCGGUGCAAGGGGAAAGAUAUUUCUCAUGUCGGCCGAAUUAUGGAGUAUUUGUGAAGCCCGAGAAGGUAAAAGUUGGUGAUUAUCCAGUGGAGGAACUUGAGUUUGAAGACGAGGAAAUGUAA